CUGGCCUCGCCACCUGGUUGUUGUUAGUUCUGUUCCACCGUCAUGGGGUGCCAGCCGCGCUUGGAGAAGGACGGUAGCCCAAGUGGCCCACAGAAUUACAUCAAGAAGACCUCACCAGGAGAACAUACGGCUCUUGGAGGCUCAUUACAUCACCUCUGACGUGAUCACCAAAGCUGAACCUCAGUCAAUGAGAAACGUUUGAUGCUGUAUUUAAGAAUGUGAAGGAAGCACUCGGCCGAUUAGGUGAUUUAUUUCUUGAAUCAUCUUCAUCUUCACACGGGCAUCACGAGAAAACUUCAUCUUGACCAAGUUACCAACUGCCAUCAAAACAGUACCAAAUAGUACCAUCAGGCUCGUAGACAUAUCCAAAAUGGUCGGAAAGGCACCCAGCGAAGGCACCAAGGUCACCCUCGGUGACAAAGCCCCUGUUACACAUGAAGGCGCAGGCAAGAUCUCGGGCUCCCUCGCAGAAGAGUCGGCACAGAAGGGCGGCGAAUUCGCAAACAACAAGAACAUGGAUAACUCGGGCGGCACCACCGGCACCAAGGCCCAGAGCACCACCACUCCCUCUUCAGACAACACAUCUUCGUCGGGCACUGGGGCUGCCGCCGGCACGGCGCCCACGUACGUCAACAACCAAUACAACCGUGACUCGGGCGGCCCCCACGGCAAGAACAUCACCGAGGAUCCGGACAUGUCGGGCCGUCCUGCGAAGUUUGACGUCGAGCCUGGCUCCAAGGACGACCCGGCCCGGGUGGCAGAGCAGGAGAUGCGGCUGAAGCAGACGCGUGGUGCGCCCGGGACCGGCGAGCGCCAGGACGGCGCUGGCAACCAGCAGCCCUACGGGGCCCUGGACAGCGAGACCGCGGCAUGAGGGAACAUAGGUCUAGGUCUUGACCGGGGGAUGGACCUCUAAGAAAGCGGCGUUCCGGAUUUAUCCAGGCGAAUGUUCUGGAAUCCGGGCAGGAUGCCCGACCCCAUAGCGAUGAACCACCUCUGAUGAAGUAAUGUCAGCGAAAUCCAAUUUCGGAUGAACUCGAGGGAAUAUUUGAGGGCGAUGUGAGCCCAAACAGGCAAAGUGCUGAUUUGUGAAGGUUUGUUGGCUCAAAAUGACGACAGCCAGGGACUAGUACAUGGUGAGAAAAGCACGGGGCUUGCGGAUGUAGAGCACACCCUCUCUUCUGCCUGAAGCUCCGUGUCUCUACAGUGAUGUGUCGAUCUGAGCGAGUCCUCGGGCAGUGGGAUCCGGAGCGGACGGGCCAGGGCAGGUGGAGCCCAGGCCGAGACAAUCCUGGGCUGUAGGGAAGCUAAGCUAAGCUGAUGGCGACGAUCCUCCGUGUGUUGGGCCAGCCAGCCCAGCCUGUAUUGUGCUGUGGUGUGCCGGGUGCAGCGGACUGGUCGGCUGCCCGCUUGCGUAUGCGCCUCGUGGUGGAAUGUCUCGGUCGGCUCGUGCGGGAAUUUUGAAACAUCAAUUCGACCCUGGCUGGCGAUGGGGCUUGGUACAAUAGUCCAAUGUGGGCGUGCUAGACUGCCGCAGAAGAUAUCGACUGCAGUAGAAUGAGUGAAUGAAUGAUGUGCUGCCGGGGUAGCUGUUUUCUGGCGUGCCCACCUGGAAAGGAAGCAGCCAACCCCCUUGCACGUACCGGCCGUAUCAUCUGCACCUUCUGCACCUGGCAGCCUGGGUGAGCAGCAAUG
Messenger RNA from Diaporthe batatas, 1695 nucleotides. RefSeq lists its product as uncharacterized. The record is from RefSeq and is a predicted model, not a curated record. Lineage: Eukaryota; Fungi; Ascomycota; Sordariomycetes; Diaporthales; Diaporthaceae. The transcript has 2 exons. Bases 371 to 874 code for a protein of 167 amino acids.